AUGGCCAAGCGGCGUGCGGCCGAGCCGCUGACGUUCCACGUGCCUUGGAAGCGGCUCCUGCUCUGCGACUUUACUGAGGGGCCGCCGCUCUGGAUCCCGCCGGCGGCGGCCUCGCAUCCCGGGCAGUCCCUUGGCGUCCCGGAGCUGCCCCGAAAGCGCAAAAUCGACGCGGGGGCUAUGACUGAGCCUUCGGCUUCGCCGAGCAAGCGCCACGACGGCGGGGACACCAACGCUCCGGGCCUCGCAGAGCGCGAGGCCCGCGGCUGGGAGACCGGCGAGCCCCCGCUGCUGCAGCCGCCGACCCUGCAGCCCCAGGGGCUGGGGGAGGAGCUCCGGGGCGCCCGGCCCCCGAGGGGCGGUGGCGACAACGGGGCGGGGCGCGCAGAGUGCCGGCGGGGAGACUGGGGGACCGCACCGCGCCAGCUCAGUGAAGAAUUUUGGCAGUAUAACACCUUCCAGUACUGGAGGAACCCUUUACCACCUAUUGAUCUGGCAGACAUUGAAGCUGUGACGGAAGGUAACCUUACAGAAGCAAGGCUUCAGGGCAAGAAUGAAGUGGUUGAGAUUGACAUGGAGUCCUGACAGAGGAGCUGCAGAAACGGGUUUUUCUGAAUUUCAGAAGACAUUGCUAAAUGAAUUUGUGUAUUCUUAAGGAAAAAUGUUAUUUUCCGUACUUUAUGCGAUUUCAUUCCCAAACCUGAGAAAUGAGGAAAAGUUGUUUUAAAGAUAAAUGCCUGCCCUGGCCGGUUUGGCUCAGCAGUUAGAGCUUCGGCCUGCGGUCCAGAGGAAGAUAAAUGCCUGUGUCGCUACUGAAACUCCCAAUAGGAUUUGUCAGUGAUAUAGUGCAGUGAUAGGGGAAGUAUUUUAUGUAUGCAUUCUUAAAGAAAAAUGUAUGUUUAGAUUCUAAAUUUGAAGAUAACAAUCUUAUAAAAAGGAAUUCCGACAGUUUUAGAAACAGGUAGGAAACACUCGGUCCUCUGCAACAAAAUGUUAAUUUGUGGUACAUGAAAUAAAUGUUUUAUAAUAACUUAAUAAAAUGCUCUUUAAUAUACUUUAUUGACUGUUCAUAGUUGAACAAAUAGCUGACUUAAACAUCUAUGCAAACUUAAAAUGUGGGGGAUUUUUCUGAAAGCUGGUAUUUAAAAAGAGCUUUCUAAAUGUAAAGUAGUGAGAAUUUCAAUGUGGAUAGCAUGUUUGCAUAACUUCUAUUUGAUAUUUGUUAAACUACUCUGGUCUGUCAAAAAUGGGUAAAGAACAAUGAGAAAUGAGUAGAUGUUCCCCUCCCCUCUUUCCCAAGAGAACUUUUUUUUAAUUUCUUGGUUUUGAAUUGCCUUGAGGGCAUGGUUUUUAUUGCUUAUUACAAUAAACUUGUAGUUCUCAACACUGGCAAUACUUCACAAGUCUUUGCCUGGAUCCCACUCUUGAGAGAUUCUCAUUUAAUUGUUUUGAUGUGGGCCUUAGAUACAGCUAUGUUUUUAAAGCACCAAUCCUCCCUCCCUCCAUUCCUCUAACACGCAGACAGAUUUGAGGACCACUAGACUGAUGGUAGUUUUUCCUGUUUAAAGGAGAUAACUAAUUUGAGCUGAAGCAAUGCCUCUUAAUUAGUUUUGUUUUUAUUUUGCCCUGUUGAUCGCUUUGUUACAACUAAAUUAUUCUAUAGUUACUAUUUCAUUGUUAAAGUAAGCAGUUUGUGUUUGAGUUGUAUGAGUAUCACUGAUUAAUUAACUUUUGUAUUCUAGAAUUGUUGGCUUUGUAAUUAAGUUGUCCUUGUAUACUUUUUGUUGUUAAUGAUAUUCAGGAAGGAUGAUAAAUGCCAGUGAGAGGGAGAAAGAACAAUGUUUUGUGUGUACUGUAGGAUUUAAAUAUGGGUUGACAUUAAUAAGAAUAUUAUAGAAGGGAAGGCAAACUGUAUAGUAUUGUGGUUAAGAGUUAAGGCUUUGGAGUCAGACAUGGUUCAAAGUCUUGUACUACCACUUUGUACCUGUGUAACAUUAAGCAGGUUAUUUUUCAUCUCUCAGCCCCAGAUUCCUUGGCUGUAAAAUAAGAAAAAAUAAAUAGU
Molecule: messenger RNA, 2059 nt
Organism: Molossus molossus (Pallas's mastiff bat)
Lineage: Eukaryota; Metazoa; Chordata; Mammalia; Chiroptera; Molossidae
Gene: CUNH9orf40
Product: chromosome unknown C9orf40 homolog
Exons: 2
Coding region: 1-582 (193 amino acids)
Source: RefSeq, a predicted model, not a curated record